Williopsis jadinii is the source of this 3770-nucleotide messenger RNA. It is a transcript of the gene GIN4, whose product is annotated as protein kinase GIN4. Lineage: Eukaryota; Fungi; Ascomycota; Saccharomycetes; Phaffomycetales; Wickerhamomycetaceae. Gene Ontology annotation, biological process: intracellular signal transduction; protein phosphorylation. Bases 309 to 3665 code for a protein of 1118 amino acids. Gene Ontology annotation, cellular component: cytoplasm. The transcript has a single exon. The record is from RefSeq and is a predicted model, not a curated record. Gene Ontology annotation, molecular function: ATP binding; protein serine/threonine kinase activity.
CUUUUAGGAAUAUGGAACGCGCUAUGUGAGUUAUAAGACACCCCCUUUGAAAGAAACGCAUCGAUGAAUUGUAGAUGAUAUAUGGGAAUGCCAGCUUACUCAUUUUUUUCUUUCCAAAAAACCCCUUCAUCAAGACAUUGUAUUUUUUUCACUCUUCGAAGUUCCCUUCUUAGUUCCCUUCUUGAAGCUACCAAUUGAGUUUCUUUCUCUCCAAGAAGCACUUGUAUUCCGCUGGAACAACCCCCGAUAUUCAUUCAUUUCAUUCCAAUUGGGUUUGUCUAUAGAAGAGAAGCAAGAACAGACUUACAAUGUCAUACCACUCUCGACAGCCAAGUGUGGCAUCAUCGCUUCUAUCGUCGAUGACGUUCAACAACAACACAUCACAGAUUAACAAGAUAGGGCCAUGGCGUCUUGGGAAGACGCUGGGUGCUGGUUCCACUGGCCGUGUCCUACUGGCAGAGAACGUGAACUCCGGCCAAAGGGCAGCUGUUAAAGUGAUCUCCAAGAGCGUUCUGAACUCGUUGGAACAGGCUGAUGACAAGGGACGCGAUGCUGCUGGUUUGGCGUACGGAAUCGAAAGAGAGAUAAUCAUCAUGAAGCUUCUCAACCAUCCAAACGUGCUGAGACUGUACGACGUUUGGGAGACCUCGAAGUCGUUGUACUUGAUCUUGGAGUACGUCGAAGGUGGUGAGUUGUUCGACUUGCUCGUUGAAAGGGGCCCGCUGGGCGAAGAGGAGGCUGUGCGCUACUUCAGACAGAUUAUCAUGGGUGCAUCCUACUGCCAUGCCCUGGGUAUCUGUCACAGAGAUUUGAAACCGGAGAACUUGUUGCUGGACCACGAUCUCAACGUCAAAUUGGCUGACUUUGGCAUGGCUGCUUUGGAGAACAACGAUAGACUGCUAGAGACGAGUUGUGGCUCGCCUCACUACGCUGCACCUGAGAUUGUUUCCGGUAAGAGAUACCAUGGGUUUGAAAGCGAUGUGUGGUCGUGCGGUGUUAUUCUCUUUGCCCUGCUAACAGGAAGAUUGCCAUUUGACGACGAGAACAUUAGAAGCUUGUUGUUAAAGGUGCAAAGUGGUGUUUUCGAGAUGCCAACAGAGCUAUCAAAGGAGGCUCAGGAUUUGAUCUCAAAGAUGCUGUGUAUCAAUCCGGAUAACAGAAUCAAGACCCAUAAAGUGUUAGAACAUCCAUUGCUGCAGAAGUACCCAAUCUCUCCUGUUGACUCGAAGACCAUGAAGGAAUUGCCUAAUCCAAACAGCUAUCUCAACCAGAUUGCUAGACGUGAGGAUAUCGAUGAGUCGAUCCUGCGUAACCUGGUUAUCCUAUGGCAUGGUAGAGACAAGUCUGAGAUCAUUGACAACCUGUUGACACCGGAAUCCACCACGGAGAAGAUCUUCUACUUCCUCUUGCUCCGUUAUAGACACAACCAGUCGAAUUCGUCACUGAUCAGAUCGUUGUCCAUUGCAAAGUCAGUGACUAACAACAACCUCAGAAAUAGCGUUACUGCUUCCUCUUCAACGUCGUUCAAGUCGAAGAAGAACAGACGUUCGCUGAUCUCUGCGUCCUCAUCGCAUAGAAAGUCUGUAUCUUUCAACAACAAGCGCAAAUCUUUGACGGACUCUCCGAAACGUCAAUCUCCAAAGCGUCAAUCCGUUGGUCCUUUCACUGACGAGAAUCAACCUCCUGUUCCACGUCAUGUCUAUGAAGCUGCUACGGGUGCUUCCACGGGUGCUGCUGCUGUUUCUACUGCCGGUGCCACCUCCAACAGUAAGAGACGUUCCGUGAGAGCUUCAUUGCUUCCAAACAAACGUUCCUCCAUCACUACAAAGCUGAUCUCUGUGUAUUCGAAGCUGGCCAAUGAUAACGAAUGGGUUUACAUUGACCAAGAAGCUAAAAGGGCCAGCUCGGAUUUCGCUACACUCUGUGAUGAGAUCUUCGAACACGAGAAGUACGAACAGAUGAGACUGGAACAAGCUAAACGUCAAGCUGAACUGGAAGCCAAGCGAGAACAAGAGAGGCUGGAACAGCUGAGAAUUGAGGAGGAAGAGAGAGCGAUCAGAGAACACGAAAGAGCUGAGAUUGAUGCUAGAACGGAAGCUGAGGCCAAGAGAAGAGCUGAAGCUGAGGCUGAAGCCAAGCUUGUCUCACAGAGUGAUGAAAACGAUAAGUAUGAUCAUGAACCAAAGCUCGAAAACGCAAAGCUUCGUUCCACUUCUGGCCCUCAAUCUAGAGCUUCGCAGUUGCUUGAUCGUGAUGAGAUUCUCAAGAUUCAGAAGCGUGCUACUACUAAUCCGUUCCAGACAAGACCAAAGUCUAAGCUGGAUCCGGGCCUCAACUUCAACGCAGAGGAUUGGAGACAGUCAAAGGUGCUCUAUGACGAGAAUGACUUUGUUACACAGGCAAUCCGUAGGUCUAAGUUCCUCGGUUCCAAAUAUGAUCUGAGCAUAAAACGUGCUUCUAUCAUCAAGAAGAACCAGGACUUUGAUUUUAACCAUCCUUCUGGUGAACCUGACGCUUCGCAGCCUGAUGCCCUUGUUGAAGGCGUACAAUGGGAUGGACCAAAGACGAUAGCAGACGUUAAGAUUCCACAAGUUACCAGAAAAUCUAGGCUCUAUUCUUCCUCCAAUAAGAGAUUGAGUGUGUUGUCUAUCUACUCUACAAAGGCCUCAUAUAAAGAUCUUGCUUCGAAGUUACAUAAUUUACAAGAAGCUGAGGCCUCAAGAGGUGUUGUCGAUGCUCCACCUCUGAAGGAAACUAUCAGAGAGGAGAUCAGAGAAGAGACUGCUGAAACUAAACCAGCUGCUGUUGAGUCUGAGGAAUCUACUGCUUCUAAAGGUUUGAGAAUGAGCUUUGCUGAUAGAUUGACUGCAUUGGAGAGCAAUGACGAAGGCACUAGUUCAGAACCAAAAGAUGGGGCUCCGGUUGUUGUUGUGGAAGUUGAUGAUCCUGUUGACGGUCAGAAGAAGAACAUUGACCUCCCAACAUUGCCAGACCUUGAUGAUAGCUCUCUCGGGCAAAAGAUUUCUGCUGCAGACAAGAAGGCUGGUACGUUGAAGAAGUCACCAUUGCCGACUCCGAAGCAGAGAUUUGAGCUAUACAAAGAUUCUUCCGAUGAACAGCCAGUUGACUCUGAUGCUCCACCAUUACCAUUGCCUAAAGCACCAAGAACUUCAACGAAAGAUAAGAAGCCGUUGGAUGAUAUCACCAAGGAUGAGAACAAGCGCAAUGUCAGUGGUGGUUCUUUCUUUAGAAAGUGGUCAAAGGGUAAGAAAGAGAUGGAUGAAUUGGACAGAAGAGGUGGUUCGUCGUUCUUCCGCAUAUUCAGCUCUGGCUCUUCCAAGCCAAUGAAGAAGACUUUGAACACUGUUUAUGAUCCAAGCGAGAUGUAUAUGACUUUGAAGAGACUUCUCAACGGCUGGUCUGAUUACGGACUGGGAAGACUAUCAAACAACGAUACUGAACUGACCAUAAGUGGUGAGAUCACCAAGAACAACGUCAUUGGUGUCAAUCGUGCACAAUUCAAGGUGUACGUUGAAAAACAUGGCAAGAAAGGCUCCAAGGUUACCUUCAAUAAAGUGAAGGGUUCUUCAAAGACGUUCAAGACGCUUGUUGACGAAAUUGAACGCAUCAUGGCAAGAGAGAACGUACUGGCGUUCAGCGCAUGAGACACGACAAGUUCUGUACAUUAGAGAUAUGGGUUCUGCGUUAUACCCUGUAUAUUAGAUUUGUUUAAAGACUCUUAAUUUUGAAUUAAUUUUAUAUCGUACAAA